This is a messenger RNA of Ilyonectria robusta, 1166 nucleotides long. RefSeq names its product protein-tyrosine phosphatase-like protein. The coding region runs from base 172 to 858 and encodes 228 amino acids. Gene Ontology annotation, cellular component: cytoplasm. Gene Ontology annotation, molecular function: MAP kinase tyrosine/serine/threonine phosphatase activity; protein tyrosine/threonine phosphatase activity; protein binding. The record is from RefSeq and is a predicted model, not a curated record. The transcript has a single exon. Gene Ontology annotation, biological process: negative regulation of MAPK cascade; protein dephosphorylation. Lineage: Eukaryota; Fungi; Ascomycota; Sordariomycetes; Hypocreales; Nectriaceae.
ACCGGGACAAGUCUUCUCACGUGAGUGGCCAUCAUGCGAUGUUGAAACACUUGUAUCCUUGCCGAUCCCGGAGUGUUGUAUGGAUGCUUCACGAUCCCCGCCGUCCGAAAAUCGUUCGUUGUUCAGCACCAGUCGAGCACUUGAUCCAACCGGUGCAACAUCACGUCUUGGAUGGAUGCCUCGAUUUCACAGAUCGCGCCCCAUCUCUUUGUGGGGAACGUGAAGAGCUCCCUGAAGCGACAGGUCCUUCGCGAAAAUAACAUCACCGCCGUCGUGUCGCUGCUUGAUGGCGGCUACAACAAAUGGAGCCAUCCCGAGUAUAGGGCAAUUAUCCCCGAGGACUGCCACCUCUACGUCCCGUGCCUAGACAGCUCAACGAUGGACAUCCUCGCCCUUCUAGAAGAGAUUUGCGAUUUCAUCGAAAUACAACUAAGUAGCAACUCGAUUCCUCAAUCAGUAGCCUCGACUCCUCAUUCAGUAGCCUCGACUCCUUCGGAAGAAUGGGACGAGAGCUCUCUCCAGCUUGGCGUGGAGACACCCCGCGAGGCCAACGUGUUGAUCCACUGCCAGUUGGGCGUGUCUCGCUCGGCAACGGUCGCGAUAGCCUACCUUAUGCGGAAGCGCCGCGAGGGCCUCGACUCUGUGUACCCAGAAGUGCGGCAGCGGCGCAAAGUGAAGCCGCGAGACAACUUCAUCGACCAGCUCCGAGUCUGGGAGGCCGUCCGCUACGAGGUGUGGGAAGACGCCGCCAAGACGACCCCCAAAGAGCAGUAUCGGGGCUACCUGGCAAGGCGGGCGGUGAGGCUGAGGGCCAAAGGUUUGACUGGAAAUGAGCCCAUUGGAAUCCUCAAUUACUGAGCCGCGAGAAAUCUUCGGAAUACGGGCGGACGUUGCGGAGCGAAAUGGCUCGGUUCCGACGGCCGACGGUCGACGGUCGACGAUGUGCUCCCGUUCCACAGUUGUGCUUUCACAAAAGUCCAUAUUUCCGUCUGUUACCACACUUGCAUAAGCGGGAUAAAAUACAAUUGGCUUCAUAACCCGACUUUCAUAUAGGCUAAUGAGUCCAUGGCGGCAUAAAACCAGCCCCCAAGAAAUGAGCCCCCAAGGCCUUAAAGCAGCAGCAGCACUUGUCCAAAACAGGGCGUCCAGAGCUCGGGCGGUCUAAU